UUCCGGGUUCAGUGAGAUGUUCGUUUCUGCGAGCGUGAUUUUACAGGGUGAUGACGAGUUGAAAAAAAGAGUUGAUGAAGGAGGCUCAGCGAGGAGGAGGGUCACAAACUUCCCCGCGUAAAGCAGCGACGAGCUGCUCCUUCCAACAUUCUCAGUCUGGAACAGCGAGGAGGAGAUGAUCCCCGGACAGCGCGGGAGUCCUCUGCUGCUGACCGUCACCUGCUUGUCCUUCUCAGGGGGGCUGCUGUGGUCCUUCCAGGAGGAAGAUGCGUCCAACGGGGACGGUUGUUCUGAGGGUCACAUCUCCACCACCAAGUAUCCCUGCCUCAAGUCCUCUGGCGAAGUUACCACUUGUUACAGGAAGAAAUGCUGCAGAGGAUUUAAGUUUGUGUUGGGCCAGUGCAUUCCUGAAGAAUUUGACGUGUGCGCCGGCGCCCCCUGUGAGCAGCAGUGUACGGACCAUUUCGGGAGAGUAGUGUGCACCUGUUACCCCGGUUACCGCUAUGAUCGGGAGCGCCACCGAAAUAGGCAGAAGCCAUAUUGUCUGGACAUUGACGAAUGUGCGGAAAAGAACGUAAGCGUCUGCUCUCAAAUCUGCCUCAACUCGGUGGGAAGCUACAGGUGUGAGUGUGAGAAAGGCUAUUUCCUGGAAGAAGAUGGGAAAACAUGCACCAAGGGGGAAAGAGCACUUCAUCUCUUUGAUGAACCAGAUAAGGCCAAGAACACUGGAACCUGCUCACUGUCCUGUGACGAUUUCAACCAGCUCAAGAUGUCAGUUCUGCAGCUAAAACAGAAGAUGUCCAUGCUGUCGAACAGCGCUGACGUCCCAGAGCAGAUGACAAGUGAAAAAAUCCUGACGCCCUUUAUUUUAAUGGGCCCUCCAGGACCCCCUGGUGCUCCAGGUGACCAAGGUCCAGUCGGACCUCCAGGACAGUUGGGGAAGGCCGGCCCGCCAGGACCAAGGGGUAAUAUGGGACCCAUUGGACCCACGCCAGACCUGUCCCAUAUUAAAAAGGGAUCUCGUGGCCCUGUGGGGCCUCCAGGAGCACCAGGUAGAGAUGGUCUGAAGGGGUCCAGAGGAGCUCCAGGGCCAGCUGGUCCACCAGGUCCACCUGGCUCUUUUGACUUCCUCCUGCUGCUGAUGGCCGACAUUCGGAAUGACAUAGCUGAACUGCAGAACAAGGUGUACGGGCGCCCUCCCAACCUUCCGGGGGAGGGCAUUCCAGAUUUCCCCGAUGGCUGGGGGGACCAGCCGGACAACUUGGACUUUGGCUCGGGUGACAGGGAGUACAAGGAAACUCCGAGAUCUGGUGGAGGAUCCAGGAGGAACAGGAAGAAGAAACCAGCACGAGAGAGAAAAGGCUUGGACGGGGAUUAUUGAUUUUCAGUAUUUUUAUGUGAUGUAUAUAUUGUUUUUUUAUUUAUCUGCUGGGUGAAUUACCUUCUUUUUUUAAUCACAGAUGUUUAUUUUUCUAUAAUAUACAAAAUACUUUUUAAAAAAAAACAGUAAGAGCAAAUAUAAUGGAAAGAUACCUUACCUUGUGUGUAAGAAUAAUUACUCCAGAUUUCAUUUUGUUGCCACUUAAUCCCCUACUAAUUCAUAUCAUAUUCACAAGGAAACUAUUAAGAUCAAAUGCCACUGAGAGAGCGGGACAAAAGGAAGCACUGGGGGGAAAAAAGGGAAAAGUUGCUACAGUCUUGACAAUCCUGCUCUUUUUUUUUAAUCUAUCUAUAAUAUGUGAAUGGCAUCGUGGUACUAUUUUAAGUUUUACUUUAAAUAAAGUCACUUUCUGUCUGUACCUGGCAAUGACUAUCAAUUGCCAAUGAAACAGUGUAUGUAUUUCAGGAGGGUCUUUUCUGCACUAGAGGGCGACAUUUCAAAGCUGAAAACCAAUGGAUGACGUAAUUCAUUCAUAGCCGUAUGUUCCCACGACGAACUGACAUGCGACCAGUUUAAAGCGACCUGUGAAAACUACCACACAUCGCAACAUUGUGACUUUGUGACACCACUCCCAUUGUCCUGCUCAACGUGUAAUAAUGUUUUCACUCCAACUUGACGAUGAAAUAUUGCGUGGUGACAAAUGAUGUCACAGUUGGAAGAAGCAGACCGGGACCCAGGGGUGGGAAGUUGGGCUAUUGAAUCAAACUGCAAACUGAUUUUUGGACGUAGAUGCCUUUUAUAAAUAAUAACAACAACAAUAUGUUUUCAAACUCCUGCUUUUUGACUUGCAAAUGUAUGUUGCUUUAUUUGAAUGAGUUCCACAACCAUGCAAUUGUCCCAGUCAUCACCUUCUCCCGAUCCCCCCUGAAAAAAAAAGAAAGAAAACAAACCGCAGCAUAGAAACCUGCUCCCAAAUAUUUAUUAGCUGGCAAGUGAGACUGGGAACUUUCAAAUGGCCUUUUCUGUCCGCAUCAUUAGUCUUGGCUAAAUGUUUGGACCCAACCCCAAAUAUUCAAUUUUCAGGCAUAAAUUUUAUGGCCAGCUUGAUAAGAUUAUAAAGUGGUCUCGACAUGGUUCAUGUCCUAAAGGUCCGUAUUGUGUUUCCACGCAUCCAGAUUAAACCCAGCGCUUCUAUGGGGUUUUCAAUAGUUUGUGGGCUGCUGAGUUGCUUCCCAGCCUCUAAAUCUUCUCUGAAUUGUCAGUACUCCUCCUGUGACAUGGUGAGUGUUCCUGAGCAUCAACAGAGAUACACAUUUUCCCAAAGUCGCAUUAUGGUGCAUUACUUUCCCUUUGGAAUAACAAUAGUUGAUAAAAGAUCUUGUGCGUAGGUUUCAACAAAACACUGCUCUGGUGGAGCAGCAUCACAACAUGAAGCCAUUAACUUUACCCAAGGUCCUCAUCGCACCAUUCAUCACAUUGACGUCAUGGAUCCUCUCGUGAGUUAUUGCAUGCAACCUAUCAAAUACAACCUGAGCAGCAAACCCCACUAAGUCACACACACAGCUGUCAGCAGUGGUGAAUUGUUUUGCUGCAGUC
Molecule: messenger RNA, 2977 nt
Organism: Synchiropus splendidus (mandarinfish)
Lineage: Eukaryota; Metazoa; Chordata; Actinopteri; Syngnathiformes; Callionymidae
Gene: ccbe1
Product: collagen and calcium binding EGF domains 1
Exons: 11
Coding region: 176-1381 (401 amino acids)
Molecular function (GO): calcium ion binding
Source: RefSeq, a predicted model, not a curated record